UCUCGUGCGCGUCGGACGCUGGGAUCAUGUGCUCUCUCCGAGCGGUGUCAGCGGCUUCAGGCCGUGGUUCUACUGUAUCUGAUGAGGAUUACAAGGUUAUUCUGCCCCAACUGCCAACUGGAAACGCUUCCCUGAACACUGUAUUUCUUCAUUGCGAUGUGUCUGCCAGGCCCUACAGAAUCAACGAUUUCGAAGCAGAAAUUGAGCGCCUACAAGUAGUCAAGGAUGUAGCAUCGAUCGGUGCCUACCAGAUGAAUCACGUCUGGGCGCUAACGACAUAUUCCAUGGCCGCAAAACAAGUGCUCGUAGGUGCAAAGGAACUGCGCAUCAAGGGUAAAAGAUGCCUUGUCAUCGACCCCAACGACAGUCAGGUGAGAGUCAAACUUCACUGGCUUCCUUACCAUAUCAGUGACGACGCCGUGCGAAAAGCGUUGGAACCAUACGGGAAAAUUGAAGAAAUGAGUAGAGAAACGUGGAUGACUGGAAAAUUCAAGGGAGCGCAAACCAUUCGUAUUCAGGGCAGCAACACUCUUGUAAUUGUGCCUGGACGACCACCCCUGUGUCUGCGAUGUAAAAAAUCGGGCCAUAUAAGAAAGGAUUGUCGUAUCCCGCGGUGUUCUGCAUGCCGCAAAUUUGGUCACGAAGCUGACGACUGCAGGAAAACUUACGCUGCCAUGACACGGGAAGACGGCGAGAACGACGACACAGAUGCGCUCAUGGACGAGGAUGAAGCUGUAGAAUCUUUACAGCCUCGUAACAUCAAUCUUUCCUCGUGGGUGCCUGAGCCUGCAACACCAACCACGAAAAAAGAAGCUGAGGCCGACUCUCCAAUGAAGCCUGUAUCACCUGUUGUCGCUGUAACAACGGAUAAAAUCUCGGGGGAGCCCGAAGAAAAGUGCAGUGUAGUGCUUCAAGUUCCGUGCCCUUCAGUGCCUGUGGAGACGCCGACGGCGUCUAAAGUGAGCUACCCAGCAGAACUAGAACGCCUCGAGACGCCCGUGGCGUCUGACGACGCAAUAUAUGCGACAGAAGCAGGGAUUGCGGACUUAGGAGCGGAAUGUCCCAAGACGCCAGCGGCGUGUGAAGCCCCGUACCUUCCAAUGGAAGCGGAGACGCCAGAGGUGUACCAUUCCCUGGAGUCUGAGCCGGAGGACGCAAGCAAUAGGGCCACAAGGAUGCCUGAGUUUGGUUCGGACGAGGAUGAAGGCACAUCAGGGAGCAUUACACAGAUGAGAAGCAUGGUGCAAAAAGUAAAAUCGAAAGCGGCCAUGAAGAGGAACCGUGUUACCACGGCUCCUCGGAUACCGCCCGUGGAAAAACGUCACAAUCGCUCCUUGUGA
This is a messenger RNA of Dermacentor albipictus, 1340 nucleotides long. The record is from RefSeq and is a predicted model, not a curated record. NCBI's taxonomy places the organism in Eukaryota, Metazoa, Arthropoda, Arachnida, Ixodida, Ixodidae.